Oncorhynchus tshawytscha (Chinook salmon) is the source of this 3039-nucleotide messenger RNA. RefSeq names its product membrane palmitoylated protein 2b (gene mpp2b). The record is from RefSeq and is a predicted model, not a curated record. Lineage: Eukaryota; Metazoa; Chordata; Actinopteri; Salmoniformes; Salmonidae. The coding region runs from base 444 to 2111 and encodes 555 amino acids. The transcript has 13 exons. Gene Ontology annotation, cellular component: plasma membrane; cell-cell junction. Gene Ontology annotation, molecular function: protein binding.
ACGUGGCCAGCCUACACAUUUACCAUAAUUCCCCACAACGGUCUCAAAAAGAGUAGGGAUGUAUUGAAGGAUCAGCAUUUUAAUACAGUAUCCUAUGCUGAAGAUGAAACUCAUCAUUUUGAAACUUUUGGACACAGUAUAGUGUACUAUUUCCUUACUUUGUUUAUGGUACAUUGAAUAUUGCACUGUCUUAUCACGUGUGAUAUUUAAGUCAUCUAGACUCAAGACCUGCACGACAAGAAGCAUUCAAACCGCAGUUCGGUGGGUUCUGCACUGUGGCACACAUACGGUUUUCCCUUUAAUCUUCAGCAACGGUGCUCAGGGAUUUGACAUUUCAGCCGCGCCGCCUUUGCUCUCGUCUCGAAUUGGACAGUGGGAGCAACAGAAGCAAGCUGACCUAACAAGAUUCAAAGAAGAGGAUUUGGGAAAACCAGAUUUCCAAAAUGCCCGUGGCAUCAUCCAGCUCGGACUCUGCUAUGCAGCAGGUUCUAGACACUUUGAGUGACAGCACCAGCUCCACCAUGGCCAAUGACCUGGACCUCAUCUUCCUGAAGGGCAUCAUGGAGAGCCCUGUGUUCCCGUCUCCCUGCUACCCGCAGGCCCAUGAGAACCUGGAGGAGUCCAGGCUGGAGGCGGUGAGUGACAACAACAUGGAGCUGGUGCAGGACAUCCUGAAGGAGCUCACUCCCCUCACGCACAGGAGCAAGGCCGCAGACGAACUGGCGUGCAUACUGAAGGAGCCACACUUCCAGUCUCUCAUGGAAACCCAUGAUUCGGUGGCCUCCAAGACCUUUGAGACUCCUCCUCCCAGCCCCUGUUCCUUCAUGGACGCUGCCUUCAACAACCAGCCUGUGCCCCCAGAUGCAGUCAGGAUGGUGGGCAUCCGCAAGGUGUCUGGAGAGCACCUGGGUGUGACAUUUCGGGUGGAGAGCGGAGAGCUGGUGAUCGCCCGCAUCCUUCAUGGCGGGAUGAUCGACCAGCAGGGCCUCCUCUACGUGGGUGACAUUAUCAAGGAGGUGAAUGCAAAAGAGGUGGGCAAUGACCCCAAGGUGCUCCAGCAGAUGCUAAAGGAGGCCAGCGGCAGCGUGGUGCUCAAGAUCCUCCCCAGCUACCAGGAGCCUCACACCCCACGCCAGGCCUAUGUGAAGUGUCACUUUGACUACGACCCGUCCCAUGACAACCUAAUCCCCUGUAAGGAGGCAGGCCUGGGCUUCAGCAGUGGAGACAUCCUGCAGAUCUUCAAUCAGGAGGACCUCAACUGGUGGCAGGCAUGUCACCUGGAGGGGGGCAGUGCAGGCCUCAUCCCCAGCCAGCUCCUGGAGGAGAAGAGGAAGGCUUUUGUCAAGAGAGAUCUGGAGCUGGUUACAACAGGUCCUCUUUGUUCUGGAAUGGGCGGGAAGAAGAAGAAAAAGAUGAUGUAUCUAACGACCAAAAAUGCAGAGUUUGAUCGGCAUGAGCUGAGGAUCUACGAGGAGGUGGCCAAGGUUUCCCCGUUCCGUCGGAAGACGUUGGUUCUGAUUGGAGCACAGGGAGUGGGCCGCCGUAGUCUGAAGAACAAACUGUUGGUGUCAGACCCCCUGCGCUAUGGGACCACCAUCCCCUUUACCUCAAGGAAACCCAAGGUGGAUGAGAAGGAUGCACAGAUGUACUCGUUCAUGACUCGCAGUGAGAUGGAUUUGGACAUUAAGAACGGGCGCUUCCUGGAGCACGGCGAGUAUGACGGGAACCUCUAUGGCACCAAGAUCAACUCCAUCCACGAGGUGGUGGACUCUGGCAAGAUCUGCAUCCUGGAUGUCAACCCACAGGCACUUAAGGUUCUGCGGACGUCAGAGUUCCUUCCCUACGUGGUGUUUAUUGAGGCUCCAGAUUACGAGGUCCUCAAAGCCAUGAAUAAGUCUGCCAAAGAAGCCGGAGUGAUGACCAAACAGUUAACGGACUCAGAGCUGAAGAGGACAGUGGAUGAGAGCGAAAGGAUCCAGCGGGCCUACGGACAUUACUUUGACCUGAACAUCAUCAACGACAGCCUGGAGGGGGCCUUCUGCGGCCUGAAGAUGGCACUGGAGAGACUAGGCGCAGAGCAGCAGUGGGUUCCUGUCAGCUGGGUCUUCUAAAGGCCGGUCAGAGCUAGAGGUCAGGAUGUCAUCAUGAGGAGGUCAGAAUAGGCAUCAAAGGCCUGAGGAGUUGGUACAGGCCGCAGGUAGAGAGGGACCAAUCAGGAGAAAGUAAAUUGUAAAGGGGUGGAGCUUCCCUCCACAGCUUGUGACGUUAUUGGUUGGAGGUCUGUUGUAAGGGGCCAAUCCCGAUGUUCCAGUGCAAGGGGUCUGCCUCAUGGUAGGCUUUUGCACAAAUUAUAUACUCCGCAGACAUGAUGUCAAACUGCAAUUUUUGUUUAAAAAAAGAUGUAAAAAAUAAACAAAUAACCAAAUAUAUAUUGGUAUUUGUUGAGGAGGCUUUAGAGGGGAUUUGAGGUACAGUGCGUAGUGUGUGAGUGAUACGAGUGACAGUAUAUUAUAUAUGUUGAAGUAGGCUUAUAUAUUUUGCAAAUACUGUGCUGGCGGUCUUGGAGUAUAAUGGAUAUUGUUAUACUACCAGGAGUUCCCUGAAAAUGUUUAGCCUUCCCAAAUCUUACAAAAACUAUGUAGUGCAAUGUUUACAUUGAGUGUUUCGUUUCGUGGCCGAUUUAGAAUACAAAGCUACCAACUGUCACACUAUUCUUUAUAUAAAAUUCGGUGUAUUUUGUCAUAUGAGCGUACGAUUGUAAAUAUUUGACAGUUGUCCUGAUGUUACUGUACUUAUUCUUAUUUAUGUUCUCUUUGUUGAAAAAAAGCUAGCAUAGCAAUACAUGAUCUGAGACGAAUACACCAAUUCACGCAUGAAUGCAUACCCACUCACACAAAGACAAACACACAAGCAAUCAACAAUGCAUACAUGUCAAUACGCUCUAUUUUCUCACUCUGAGAAUUGAAUAUUUUAAUGUCAUCUUAAAUUUCUUUGUUCUUUGUUACCAUGUUUAAAAAAAAAAAAUCAAAUGUGUGUUUU